This is a messenger RNA of Pedinophyceae sp. YPF-701, 1404 nucleotides long. The record is from the annotation of a GenBank genome assembly. Lineage: Eukaryota; Viridiplantae; Chlorophyta; Pedinophyceae.
AUGAUGGCCUUGACGGCCAAGGCGCAAUGCGGGGCCCAGUGCGCCGGGCUGACCGGGCGCUCCCGCCCGCUGCAGACCGGCUGGGGCGGCCGUGCGCUGAGACAGGCCGUCAGGAGCUCGCGGCGGCGCGUAGUUGCCUCGGCGGAGGACGAAGCGUCGGCGGAAAUGGACAUGGAGCAGGGAGAGGCGGAGCUGAGCGCACGGGAGGCGAGCCGGCAGCCGCCUGCUGAGAUGGGGCACGACUCGCCAGUCGAGGAGAUCGACCGCGCAUUCGGGAACGACAUGGUUCAGUUCGUGCAAGACGACGAGACAGGCGCGAUAUUCGCGGCGCUGCAGCACCCACGCGGAGGCGUUGCCUUUGUUUCCGUUGCUGGCGCUGCGGUCACCGCGUGGGUCACGUCGAACGGGCACGAAGCUCUCUUUGCCCCGAAAAAGGAACAAAUCGAGCUGGAGAAGCCGUUCAGAGGCGGCAUCACGCCCUGCUUCCCCCAGGUGAUGAAGGAGAACGUGUCGAUCCCGGACGGCGGGUUCGCGUCGCAGCUGGACUGGCGCGUGCGUGCUGUGGAGCUGUCGCCGGAGGGGGCACAGGACCCGGCGCCGACCGUCGUGCUCGUCGCUCGCGAUGACGAGAACAGCAGGAAGAUGUUCCCGGGAAGGUUCGAGGUUGAGGCGCGCGUGUCGCUGAUGGAGGACGACGACCCCCCCCCGCGGCAGCCAUGGAACACCGUGCGGCCGUGGAAAAACCGCGGGGCCGUCCCGUGGCUCCCGCAAGAGAACGACGGACCCGGCGCGAAGGCCGCCGCCGCGUCGUCGAGCAAGACCGUCGUGUCCCCGUCGGACAUGGUGGCCGAGACCGUCCCGGAGCAGGUGCUGUACGCGCUGCGCGUGACCAACACCGGGACGGAGCCGCUGUCGUUCACGGCAGGCGUGCGCGCGCAUCUCCGCGUGCACGACACCGCGUCGGAGUUCGUGCGCGCGCUCGGCCUGGGCGGCCUGUGGUACAUCGACUACGCGGACCCGUCGGACCCGCAGAUGUUCAUCGACGGCGAGGACUACACGCACUUCGACGAGCGCGUCAGCCGCGUGUACGUCGAGGCGGACGACUCCGGCGACAUCUGGCUGUGCCCGGGCGACCAGACGCACUGGCAGGUGUACAACAGGGGGGGGUUCCGGGACAUGCACGUGUUCAACCCGGGGGCGGGCGCGCCCGACACCGCGAAGCAGCACGUCCGGCUGGGGCCGGGGACGUUCGCGCGGAGGAUCACGCUGCAGCCGGGGGAGUCCUGGAGCGGCGAGACGGCGAUGCGGUACCUGGGGGAGUAUUGGGAGAUCCCCGAGUGGGACCGCGAGGGCGACGUGCCGCCGCCGCCGAUGACGCGCGAGAACGUCGCCAACUUCUCGUGA